AUGCGCCACAUUCCUGCAUGGUUCGUGGCCUGUCUGGCUGCGGCCACCGCCUCGGCCUCUGCCCCGACUUGCAGCACCGACAGCAAGUGUCCGGAAGAUUACCCGUGCUGCUACAGUGGACAAUGUGGUGUAGGAACCUACUGCCUGGGAGGUUGCAACCCUCUUGAAUCGUACUCGCUCGACAGCUGCACGCCCGAGCCCAUCUGCAAGAACCAGACCUACUCGUUCACAAGCAUGGACAAUGCAGUCCUGUACGACCACUACCUUGGUAACGCGUCCGAAUACGAUUGGGUGUACAGCGGCUACCCCAAGAUCAAGAAUGAUAGUCUGUGGUUGACGAUGCCCAACGGCACUACGGGCAGUCUGUACUCCCUCAACCAUUACAUCUGGUAUGGCAAGGUGUCGGCCAAGAUCAAGAGCAGCCGGACGCAAGGUGUCGUGACGGGUUUCAUUCUGAUGUCGGAUGAUUCUGAUGAGAUCGACCUUGAAUGGGUUGGAUACAAUCUGUCGAGCGCGCAGACCAACUUUUACUUCCAGGGUGUAGAAAACUAUACCAAUGAAGUCAACGCCGCCGUGUCUAACGGCAACACCUUUGACGAAUGGCACACCUACACCAUCGACUGGAAGCCCGACGUGUUGGAAUGGCUCAUCGAUGGCACCGUGAUGCGCACACUGACCAAGAACUCCACCUACAACGCUACCUCGGGUGUCUACCAGUACCCCCAGACGCCGUCUCGGCUGGAGAUGUCCAUCUGGCCCGGUGGUUCGGAAGCCGAGGGACUGGGUACCAUUGAAUGGGCUGGUGGUCUGAUCGACUGGGAUAGCACGGAUAUUAAGGAGUACGGCUACUUCUACGCUCAGUACAAGGACAUCACGAUCGAGUGCUACCCUGCCCCGGCUGGAACUAUCGACAAGGGGGACACUUCCUAUGUGUACACCAGCGACAGCGGUCUGUCAGACACUAUUGAACUCUCCGGCAACAGCACCGUUCUCUACAACUUGCAGGAUACUGGCCUGAACAUGACUGCUGGCACCAAGAUGUCGGAUUCGGCUACCGCCUCGGGAUCCAGCUCCGGAGUCAGUAGCACCGGCGGGAGUAGCAGUGGAGACAGCAGCACGAAGAAGAGUGCCGCUUCUGGGUAUGGCGAGCGCGUGAUGGAGGGAUCGGUCCUCGCGGCAGUCGGUGCCGUGGUUGCGCUGAGUCUGUCCUAG
This is a messenger RNA of Aspergillus neoniger CBS 115656, 1212 nucleotides long. Its product is annotated as cell wall glucanase. Gene Ontology annotation, molecular function: glycosyltransferase activity; hydrolase activity, hydrolyzing O-glycosyl compounds. The coding region runs from base 1 to 1212 and encodes 403 amino acids. Gene Ontology annotation, cellular component: fungal-type cell wall. The record is from RefSeq and is a predicted model, not a curated record. Gene Ontology annotation, biological process: carbohydrate metabolic process; fungal-type cell wall organization. NCBI's taxonomy places the organism in Eukaryota, Fungi, Ascomycota, Eurotiomycetes, Eurotiales, Aspergillaceae. The transcript has 3 exons.